AAUUUGGAAUCUGCACAAAUAUUUUUUAAUGAGAAAAAAAAAGAAAUUAAUAAGCGGAGAAGAAUGGUUAAAAUUGCAAAAAUUGUAAAAACUAUAGGACUUGAUUCGUAGUCCUUUAGAGCUUUGAAGGCCAAUUCCACAAAUUCAUGUAAUAAAGACAGAUUAUCAAGAUUAUAGCCUUUUUGCAAUAUAAGUUACGGAAGUGGAAGUUCAUCUAUAAAUUGUUGAAACUUCCAAAUUGAAAUUGGAUCAUAAAUCUUCUUCGCUUUCGCUGGAAAAAUACACAGCCAUCGCCACCGCCAACGCCACCACAAUCGCCACCGCCGCCGACCAUUUGUUAGCUACCGAGGUUCUGCAUCUUCCUAGAGUAAAAGACAGCACAAGCUUUUCUUUUCCGAGGAUCUUCAGUAAUGGAGGAUGACUAAUUCUGGAUGAGCAGUACGAGCAUACCCAUUUAAACCUAAUUUUUUUUGUUUUUUUUUCCCCUUGGUGUGUCCGGGCUUCUCCGGGCACAUAAACUAGAUCCGUCCUUGUAUCAAGUAAAUAGCAUAUGUCUCACAUACAUUGAUUUAAUGUCUAUCUAUCUUUUUUGUUGUAUGAUUUAAUGUCUAUGUAUCUUUUUGAUACAAUGAAGGAGGCAAAUGCCUAAUUAACAGAUUUCUGGGGAUAUGCUACCCUGUUACAUAUUGCUCCAGCCAUGAUUUAAUGUCUUUAUCUUAAUGUGUCAUUUGUAAUUUUUACUGAUUCAUAUGUAUAUUGCUCUUCUUGCAUUAAAAAAAAAGUGUGACGGCAUGUUCUGGGGGAUCUUGUAGAGUUGGAUUAAAUUGGAUUGGAUAAGUGCAGCUUCUUGAUUACCUGAAAUCCCCCGAAGACAUUCUGGAUUUGCUUUUAUUGUAAUGAUGGAGAGCUUGCAACAGUUAGAAGUGUUGUGUGAAAGGCUUUACAAUUCUCAAGAUUCAGCAGAACGAGCGCAUGCGGAAAACACUCUUAAAUGCUUUUCCGUGAACACUGAUUACAUACCUCAAUGCCAGUAUAUUCUGGACAAUGCAUUGACUCCUUACGCAUUGAUGCUGGCUAGUUCAAGCUUGUUGAAACAAGUCACAGAGCACAGUCUCUCAUUGCAGCUCCGCCUUGACAUCCGAAACUACCUUGUAAGCUAUCUAGCAAAGAGAGGUCCUGAGUUGCAGCCUUUUGUGGUUGGAUCCCUCAUUCAACUUUUAUGUCGUAUUACCAAGUUUGGAUGGUUUGACGAUGACAAAUUCAAAGAUGUUGUGACAGAAUCUACAAGCUUUUUGAGCCAGGCAACAUCGUCAGAACAUUAUGCUAUUGGUUUGAAGAUAUUGAAUCAACUUGUUUGUGAGAUGAAUCAGCCGAAUCCUGGAUUAUCUUCAACACAUCAUCGAAGGGUGGCCUGUGCAUUUAGGGAUGCAUCUCUGUUUCAAAUAUUUCAUAUAUCAAUAACCUCAUUGAAUCAACUCAAAAGUGAUGUCAUCAGCCGCUUGCAAGAACUAGCACUUUCCCUCUCAUUGAAAUGUCUGUCUUUCGAUUUUGUCGGGACAUCGAUUGACGAAAGUUCUGAAGAGUUUGGAACUGUCCAGAUUCCUUUAUCUUGGAAGCCAGUGUUAGAGGACUUCUCAACUGUUCAGAUAUUCUUUGAUUACUAUAACAUCUCCAAGCCGCCAGUCUCGAAGGAGGCGCUCGAGUGUUUAGUUCGAUUGGCUUCUGUUAGGCGGUCAUUGUUCACAAAUGAUACAACCCGCUCCAAGUACUUAUCACAUCUAAUGACAGGGACCAAGGAGAUUCUACGGACCGGAGCAGGUCUGGCCGAUCAUGAUAACUACCAUGAGUUUUGUCGCCUGCUUGGACGGUUUAGAAUUAAUUACCAGUUGUCAGAACUCGUCAACAUGGAAGGUUACAGUGAAUGGAUUCGUUUGGUGGCAGAGUUUACUUCAAGGUCUUUGCUGUCUUGGCAGGAUGUUAGAAGGCCAACUUCUUCAGGAUCUGUCUUUCUACUUUGGGCCAGCAGCAGUGUUUUUUACCUUUUGGGGCUGUGGUCUAGGUUGGUGAGUUCAGUGCCAUAUCUGAAGGGUGAUGCUCCUAGCUUGCUUGAUGAAUUCGUCCCAAAGAUUACAGAAGGUUUUAUUACCUCAAGAUUGGAUGCAACUCAGGUGGGGGUACCGGAUGAUCUUUCAGAACACCCUUUGGACAAUGUUGAGCUGCUUCAGGAUCAACUUGAUUGCUUUCCAUAUCUUUGUAGAUUUCAGUAUGAAAGCAGUAGCUUGUUUCUUAUCAAUAUCAUGGAGCCAAUUUUACAAACAUACACGGAAAGAGCACAAUUCCAGGUUGCAGAUAGUGGGGAGUUGUCUAUAAUUGAAGCCAAACUUUCUUGGAUUGUGCAUAUAAUUGCUGCUCUCCUGAGAGUGAAACAGGGUUCUAGUUACAGUUCUGAUUCGCAAGAAGUCAUUGAUGCAGAACUUGCAGCUCGUGUUCUGCGUCUGGUUAAUGUCACUGAUACUGGGUUGCACAGUAAGAGAUAUGGUGAAUUCAGCAAACAGAGACUUGAUCGAGCAAUCCUAACAUUUUUCCAAUAUUUUAGAAAGUCUUAUGUUGGUGAUCAAGCUAUGCAUUCAUCAAAGCUAUAUGCCCGACUCUCUGAACUUCUUGGACUCCAUGAUCACCUUUUGUUGUUGGAUUUCUUUGUUCGUAAAAUUGCAACAAACCUCAAAUUCUAUACAGAGAGUGAAGAAGUUGUUGAUCACACCUUAAGUCUGUUUUUGGAGCUUGCAACUGGCUAUAUGACUGGGAAGCUGCUUCUUAAAUUGGAGACUGUGAAAUUCAUUAUUGCAAAUCAUACGAAGGAGCAUUUUCCGUUUCUGGAAGAGUACAGAGCCUCUCGUAGUAGAACAACAUUCUAUUAUACAAUCAGCUCAUUGAUAUUUUUGGAGGAUAGUCCUUUGCUAUUCAAGUCUUCUAUGGAUUCACUAGUCCAAGUGUUUAUCACUCUAGGUGCCACUCCAGAUGCAAUGUUUCGGACUGAUAAUGUAAAAUAUUUAUUAAUUGGGUUGAUGAGAGAUCUAAGGGGUGUUGCAAUGGCCACAAGUAGUCGCAGGACUUACGGUCUCCUGUUCGAUUGGAUAUAUCCCGCUCACAUGCCAGUUCUUUUGAAAGGCAUUUCACAUUGGUUUGAUACCCCAGAGGUUACAACUCCGAUGCUAAAAUUCAUGGCUGAGUUCGUACUAAACAAGGCACAGCGCUUGACCUUUGAUUCUUCCUCUCCGAAUGGCAUACUUCUGUUUAGAGAAGUUAGCAAGCUACUUGUUGCGUAUGGCUCAAGGGUUUUGGCUCUUCCAAAUCCUACUGAUAUCUAUGCCUUCAAAUACAAAGGAAUGUGGAUUUCUCUGACUGUCCUUUCAAGAGCUCUUGCUGGAAACUAUGUGAACUUUGGCGUUUUUGAACUUUACGGAGACAGAGCACUUGCUGAUGCUCUUGAUAUUGCCCUCAAGAUGACUCUUUCUAUUCCUUUGGCUGAUAUUCUGGCUUAUCGGAAGCUGACGAAAGCAUACUUCGGAUUUUUGGAGGUUCUGUUCAGUAGCCACCUUGUUUUUGUGUUGAGUCUUGAUACAAGCACGUUCAUGCAUAUAGUUGGAUCACUUCAAUCUGGUCUGAAAGGUCUUGAUGCUGGUAUUUCUUCGCAGUGUGCAUCUGCUAUUGACAAUGUAGCUUCUUUCUAUUUCAACAACAUCACCAUGGGUGAGGCCCCCAAUUCACAAGCUGCAAUUAAUCUGGCUAGGCAUGCUUCAGAAUGUCCAAAUAUGCUCCCUGAGCUACUGAAGACCCUGUUUGAGAUAGUGUUAUUUGAGGAUAUUACUAAUCAGUGGAGCCUUAGCAGACCAAUGAUAAGCUUGAUACUCGUCAAUGAACAGAUAUUUACAGAUUUGAAAGCUCAUAUUUUAUCUUCACAGCCCGCAGAACAGCAUCAGCGCCUUUCUCAGUGUUUUGACAAAUUAAUGACUGAUGUUAACCGGAGCUUGGACUCGAAGAACAGGGAUAAGUUCACCCAGAAUUUGACCGUGUUCAGAAAUGACUUCCGUGUCAAAUAGCUGCAUGCUUCUCUAUUGUCACGACAACUUGCUGUCCAAGGAUAUCUUUUGAGAAACUCAUUCCUAAGUACAAAUUUGCUUUUUUCAUGAAAACUGUUGAUCCUUGGAGAACGCCAUUAUGUGCGAAAUGUGUCGGUUGCAUUUGGUCUUAGGAGAAGCCUGACGUUUUCCUCGAGGCAUUGACCUGCAGCGUCCUUGAUGAAACUAUCCUGAGUGAUGUAUAUAAUUUCCGGAAUCAGGACACUGUUGCUGCUGCUCCGGUGGCUAGCAGAACUAAAUAGUGAAUGUAAUCGUACACACACACACAUAAGUUUGGGCAGUUUCGGUGUAGUAUGUACAUUGUUUUUUUAAAAAUCAGUGUCUUUUACUCACUCGUUAAGCAUCAGAAAGUAGUGGCACUGGCAUGUAUCCUGUAAAUUACAAGGGGGUUUGUUUCUAUAUAUAAAUUUAGGUGUUUUUCUUUACAUUUUGAUCACAGUUUAACCAUAGUACCGGGAGGAUUCUCUCGAGACAUGUAAACUGUCAUAUAUUUGCUCGACUGUUCAGUACUUGAUGGUGCAGAUUUUCAAGCUCAACUGAGUGAAUUUGAAGCUUCCUC
Messenger RNA from Oldenlandia corymbosa var. corymbosa, 4698 nucleotides. Lineage: Eukaryota; Viridiplantae; Streptophyta; Magnoliopsida; Gentianales; Rubiaceae. The record is from the annotation of a GenBank genome assembly.